Molecule: messenger RNA, 810 nt
Organism: Selaginella moellendorffii
Lineage: Eukaryota; Viridiplantae; Streptophyta; Lycopodiopsida; Selaginellales; Selaginellaceae
Exons: 4
Coding region: 235-546 (103 amino acids)
Source: RefSeq, a predicted model, not a curated record
CUUCGCAGAUCAGGGACGCCAGCGCCGCAAUCGCUGCCGGCUUCUUCUACGCCAUUUCUCGCUCCCUCCUCCCUCGCAUUCUCUGUAAACCUAGCCAAUCGCCUGCAGUCCGAUAGGUUACUAGUUCGAUCCUAGUUGCCUCCUUAUCCGAUGAAUCCCAUCGGAUAAGGCGCUCCACGAGGUUGUGGUGGUAUAAAAUGGGCCUAGAUCUCAGAGUUACUCUAGAUCUUAAGAAUGGAACCUCUCACAGCAGUUCCAAAGCUCUACACCAUCGAGUCCACUGCUUAUCCUGGCUACUGCAUUACUCAGCAAGGCACCCAGAUUGUUCUCAAGUUCAAGGAUGCGCUCAAUCCCUUCCAACUCUGGUACAGGGAUGAGUCAUGGCAGUUCCUGGGCGAGGAUAACAGUGACCUCUCCGCGUUGGUGUUUAUAAACCACGGCUCCAAGAAAGCUCUUCGCUCCCAGUCAUCCUCAACUUCCCGGAGCAUUGCCAAGCUUACUGUUGGAGAUUAUGAUCCGGCAGUUGAGAACAAUUCUCUCCUCUGAAGCUCGGACGAUCAAGUCUUCGUCACAGAGACUGGGAAUUCGUCCGUGUUUUUGAGCCACAUUUCGUCGUCGAGGUCCAGCUUUAAAGACGGGGUGCCAGUGGUGACAUCUGCCCAGGGUGAAAACUCUAGGUGGAAGAUCGUUGCUUAUGUGCCUUCUCAAGUGUACAGGAUUCUGUGUCACUGGUUUGGGAAUUACUUGACUUGGAAGCAGCAAAAUGUGGACGUAACUUUCAAGGAUGCAAUCAAGCACAACGACUAGAUA